Molecule: messenger RNA, 867 nt
Organism: Scaptodrosophila lebanonensis
Lineage: Eukaryota; Metazoa; Arthropoda; Insecta; Diptera; Drosophilidae
Product: mitochondrial import inner membrane translocase subunit Tim21
Exons: 3
Coding region: 33-761 (242 amino acids)
Biological process (GO): protein import into mitochondrial matrix
Cellular component (GO): TIM23 mitochondrial import inner membrane translocase complex
Source: RefSeq, a predicted model, not a curated record
UUUAUUUUAUUAAUAUAAUUCGCAUUUAAAUCAUGUCGCAAUUGACAUUGUUGCGUUAUAUGGUGGUACAGAAACAGCAGCACCUGCUGCUGCCUGCUGUAACGCGCCUCAAAUAUAUUGCUGAAAUGCACUUGAGCUCAAAACUUGCUCAGGAAGCGGCGCCUCGAGGAAGUGGCAGUGCCUUGCAGGAAUCACGGGGAGGCGGUGGCGAUGUUUCCACCGAUGUGCGCCCCAUUGGCGAGAAGAUUAAGGAAAAUACAAAGACCGCAAGUUACGGAGCUUUAAUUGCAGCCGGAUUAGGCGUGACGGGAUUUAUGUUGUUUGCAAUUUUUCGCGAGCUCUUCUCCAGCACAAGUCCAAAUAAUAUCUAUGCGGACGCACUGGAGCGCGUAGUGGAAGAUCCACGUGUGCAGGAUGCCAUAGGAUCGCCUAUUAAGGGUUUUGGAGAGACUUCGCGCCGGGGACGUAGGCAGCAUGUGGCCCAUAUCAGUUUUGAGCGCAAUGGUGUGCCACACAUGCGUAUGCAGUUCUAUGUGCAGGGAUUACGCAACAAGGCUACUGUGCACCUGGAAUCACGAAACACCCCUUCGGGCAAGCUGGAAUAUCGCUAUUUGCUCGUGCAAUUGGAUCACUAUCCGCGCACCACCAUCGUCCUAGAGGAUAAUCGUGCAAACGAUAUUGUGCCGCCAUCGUCAGGGUCGCCAGACGCUACAUCUCCAUUUGGAAACUUGGAACUCAUGUCAAAUAAUCGCGAUAAAUAAGCGGUUAAGGCCCACACACACAUGAACUCAAAUUAUUUGUAUAGUUGAUUAUUUAGUUUAUUCUUUGACUGAACACGACGCCUUGUUGGAAUUUGUUGUAUCUUGA